AUGGAUGCUAAAGCAAGUUUCUCACCAAUUGCUUCGCCGGUUUUUGAUGGAGAUAAUUAUCAAAUUUGGGUAGUACGAAUGGAGACGUACUUGGAUACUUUAGAUCUUUGGGAAGCUGUGGAAGAGGGUUAUGAUAUUCCAUCUCUACCGCAUAAUCCCACCAUUGCUCAGAUUAAAGCAUACAAGGAAACAAAAGACAAAGAAAUAGAAGGCCAAGGCAUGUUUAUUUGCUACUGUAUCAUCAAUAUUUUUCACGCGGAUAAUGUCUCUGAAAACUCAAGAGCAAAGAAGACUCAUGAGACAAGAUGUUACAACAGAGAGGCUCUUGUCAGUAAGCACCAGGUUAACAAAAAUCAGAACAACAAAAAGAAUCAAGCAUUGAAUGAAGGAGAAACAUCAACCAACAGCAAAAGUAAGGAAGUAAAUGUGAAGAAAGGUUAUCCCCCUUGCCACCACCAUGGAAGAAAAGGUCAUCAACCAUUAAAGUAUUGGAGGAGACCUAAUACUAAAUGCAAUCAGCUCGGACCCAAAUCAGUGAUUCAUAAAAAUAAGGCCCUGCAGCAGAAAGCAAAUGCUCAAGUUGCUAAUCAAGAAGAAGAGGAUCAUCUUUUUGUUGCAACAUACUUCUCAAGUAAGAGCUCAACACAUUCUUGGGCAAUUGAUAGUGGGUUAACUAACCACAUGACUCAUGACAAGAGUCCAUUCAAGAAGUUGAAGCCCACUGAAAUUUCCAAGGUUCAAAUAAGAAAUGGAGAUCACCUUCGAGUCAAAGGAAUUGGAACCAUAGUUAUCAAGACAAGCACGGACACAGAAAAUUUUAGAGGUUUUUUAUGUUUCUGA
This is a messenger RNA of Solanum dulcamara, 840 nucleotides long. RefSeq lists its product as uncharacterized. NCBI's taxonomy places the organism in Eukaryota, Viridiplantae, Streptophyta, Magnoliopsida, Solanales, Solanaceae. The transcript has 2 exons. The coding region runs from base 1 to 840 and encodes 279 amino acids. The record is from RefSeq and is a predicted model, not a curated record.